AUGAGCAAAGAAAAAUCAACAACAAAUGCAUCUAUAGUUCCAAAAGAUGUAGAAGGUCGUCGACGUAUCAAUAUCCAACAUAUGCAAAAUGUUCUUCUAAUGUGGUUAGACAGUAACAUUGAUAAAACAAAUGGUGAUUGUCAAAAUAAAAUCAAAAAAUUACGAUGUGUUGUUAAUGACAUCAGUACAUAUACUGAUGGUGACCAAUGCCUUGAAUUCAUUCAAACCAUCGUCGAUAACAAAGUAUGUAUGAUUAUAUCAGGAUCACUUGGACAACAUAUUGUACCUCGUGUACAUAAUAUGCCUCAAGUUGAUUCAAUAUUUAUUUUUUGUAGUAAUAAAAAAUACCAUGAACAAUGGACCAAAGAUUGGUCCAAAAUAAAGGGUGUCUUCACAGAGAUCACACCCAUCUGUGAAGCACUCAAAGAAGCUGCUCAUCAAUGUGAGCAGAAUGCCAUUCCCAUGAGUUUCGUGGGAUCAAAUAAAAAGUUGGAUCAAUUAGAUCCUUCUUUUAUGUACACUCAGAUCCUCAAGGAGAUCAUAUUAACUAUCAAGUUCGAACAAAAACACAACGAAGAUUAUCUUAAUUACUGCCGUGAUGCUUUCAAAGAUAAUAAAAAAGAACUUGAAAACAUUAAACAAUUGGAAAGUCAAUAUCAUAAUAAAACACCCAUUUAUUGGUACACCUGUCAAAUGUUCUUGUAUCCCAUGCUUAACCGUGCAUUACGAUUGAUGGAUGGUGAUAUCAUCACGCGUAUGGGUUUCUUCAUCAGUGAUCUACAUCGACAUAUUGAACAACUGCACAAGGAACAAUAUGCUGGUACAACUGCUGCUAACACCUUUACCGUUUAUCGUGGUCAAGGUUUAUCGGCAGGAGAUUAUGAACAAAUGAGAAAAAUUAAAGGUGGUCUUAUUUCAUUCAACAGCUUCUUAUCUACUAGUAAAGAUCAAAAUAUUUCACUGGGUUUUGCUCAAGAUGCUACAACAAAUCCAGAUCAAGUCGGCGUACUUUUUGUCAUGGAAAUCAAUCCUACUCAAUCAACAACACCAUUUGCUUCUAUUGCUGGUAUUAGUAACUUCGAAGGAGAAGAGGAAGUUUUAUUUUCGAUGCAUAGCGUUUUCCGUAUACAGGAUAUUAAACAGAUGGGUGGAAGCAAUCGUUUAUAUGAAGUUAACUUGGUACUGACUGCUGAUAACGAUCCAGAAUUAAGUAGACUUACUGAUUGCAUUCGAAAAGAGAGUUAUCCAGAUGAAGAAGGAUGGGUGCGGCUGGGUUUAGUACUAUUAAAAAUGGGUCAAUUUGACAAAGCUGAAGAUGUUUAUCAAGUUUUACUUGAUCAAGCAACAGACGAUGAAAACAGGGCACCUAUUUAUAUUCAUGUUGGUGCGAUCAAAGAUGAUCAAGGAAAAUAUCAAGAAGCACUCACAUUCUAUGAAAAAUUACUUGCUAUCUAUCAAAAAAAAUUCCCUUCCAAUCAUCCUAAUCUGGCUUUUCCCCACAACAACAUUGGUGUAAUGCAUGAAAACAUGGGUAAUUAUCCUAACGCACUUUCAUCUUAUGAGAAAGCUCUUCAAAUUUGGCAGCAAUCACUUCCUCCCAAUCAUCCUCAUUUGGCUACUUCCUAUAGCAACAUUGGUAAUGUGCAUAAAAACAUGGAAAAUUAUCCAAAAGCAUUUUCAUCUCACGAAAAAGCCCUUGAAAUUCAACAACAAUCACUUCCUCCCAAUCAUCCUAAUUUUGCUUCUUCCUACAACAACAUUGGUGCAGCGCAUGACAAGAUGGGUAAUUACUCAAAAGCCCGUACAUUUUAUGAACAUGCUAUACAAAUUGGACAACAAUCAUUACCUUCAUGUCAUCCUCAUCUUGAAAUAUAUAGAAAUAACCUCGAACGUGUAAAAAACAGAUUAUAA
This is a messenger RNA of Adineta steineri, 1911 nucleotides long. Lineage: Eukaryota; Metazoa; Rotifera; Eurotatoria; Adinetida; Adinetidae. The record is from the annotation of a GenBank genome assembly.